This is a messenger RNA of Aureobasidium vineae, 2112 nucleotides long. NCBI's taxonomy places the organism in Eukaryota, Fungi, Ascomycota, Dothideomycetes, Dothideales, Saccotheciaceae. The record is from the annotation of a GenBank genome assembly.
CUGCGGCAGCAUGGCUUGGUCGGCAAAACACGAGCGAUACCGGNNGCGGGGGAAGUCGACCCAAGGCCGUGCUUGCUGCUUCUGACCGGCUUGCCAGGCCGAACAGCAUUUCACAUCUACNUACGCGUGUCAUAUAUCGCCGCCUCGGUCAUGAUGGAGUCUCUCCGUUCCUCUAUUGAGAGUUCGCAACCUCCGAGCAAGCGCCAGAAAAGAAAGACCAUCGCACCUUCGAACACAAAGUGUGAUGGCGAGAAGCCUUGCAAGAAUUGUUUGCAAUCAGACAAGGCUUGCGAAUAUCCAACACGAGAUAGAAAAGUCACUGUGAAUGAAAGUUACAUACAGCAACUGCUUGCCGAGAACGAGCGCCUCAAGCAGAGUGUAAACGACGAUACAAGCCAUGAGGAUACAACAGAGGUCACCAAUGGGGAUGACGAGAGAAGAGGAGACAAUCCUCUCAUUGAAAAAGAGGCAUGGUUCAUGCCAUAUGAUCCUAGUCCUAUUUACAUAGGCGAGGCUGCUUGUACAGGCUUCUCAACACGAGUUCGGCAGCUUCUGGUGAGUGUCGAGGCCGAGAACCAUAUCCCGAGAACUUCUUUUAUCAAGGAUGCCCAGUUGGAUGCUGCUCUGAAUACGACUGCGCAAUGGCCAAGCAGACCUCAGGCUUUUCUGUUGAUCAAUACUGCUCUUAACACAAUCGGCAAGUGUUACCACUUGUCUCCCGCUUCUGCGGUGCGGACCACGCUCGACCGCGCUUACCAAGACUUGCGAUCUCUUGAUCAGCUGGCAGUUUGCAAACUGUUCGUCCUCUUCGCGCUAGGAGAGGCAUACUCUAUCAGGUCACCAUUAGACAACACGGGAUUGCUACCUGGACUUCACUACUUUGCAAGAGCCAAAACCAUCCUUCGAGUCAUUCCGGAACGACCAAAAAUCGACCACAUUGAGAUUCUCGUCAUGUUUGCUUUGUACAACUCGGUCAUGAACAGACGACAUAGCGCUUUCCGUUAUAUCGGAUCCGCGAUUAGACUGGGUCUGACGAUAGGACUGUAUCAGAAUAUGGCAGAACGACAAUUGCCGGACAAGGUCGCCAGACAACGUAGAGUUCGUCUUUGGUGGACAAUGUAUGUUCUGGACAGAAUGAUGAGCUCCAAAGUCGGCUAUCCGACACUCCUGAAGGACGAGGAUGUUGAGGUAGACCUUCCGACCGAUGAAGGCUUGACGGAAGCACAAAAAGAUGACUUCAUAGAUGCCGACUACCUGACUGCUAGUAUCAGUCUAGCCCGCAUCGCUGGCGGUAUCAUUGGCAGUCUUUACAGUCGAAGGAAGCUUCCUGACACUUUCUCGCAGCGAGUGCAAGCUGUUUUCCGUAAACUUCGAGAUUGGGUCGAGGCCUUACCACCGAGUAUGCAACUACGACAGGAAGAUGCAUCGAGCCAGGUUGCACGACACAUUGUCAUGCUACAUCUAUCAUUCAACCAGUGUGUUAUACUAGCCACUCGGCCUAUACUGCUCCAUGUCUUCAGAAUCUCGAACAAGAUUGGAGGUGCUACAGAAGAGAUCUCUCAAGCAACUCUGGCAUUGGCAUCGACGUGCACUCACUCAGCAUCCCACAGCUAUCGCUUGCUGAUGCGGAGUUGGGUCAAUGGCUCUUUCUUCACCCUUGACUAUCUAUCUGCCCAGUAUCUGUUUGCUUCAGCCACCGUCCUGGCGAUAUCGAGUCUCUCUCCCGACAGCCAUGCAAAGUCGCAUCAGAACGACCUGGAAUCAGCCACUCAUCUCUUACGUCAACUGAGCAUGCUAGGCAAUCUGGCAGCUUCCGAAUUCUGCACACAUCUAGAUGCUGUGCUGAGAUCUACUGUCACGUUCAAGGCCUCGCGAGGUGAAUCUAGCGAAGCCUCGACUAUGGUGCAGGCCAGUCCCGCUGCUAGUCGUCCUGAUACCGUUACCACUGAGAUGGCGCUUUUUGGUCCUCUAGUGGGAGACUUUUUGACGCAGACGGAUACUGAGCUUGGUGUACCUUUGCUUCUUGAUGACAGUGCUCUGGAUUGGAGCGCGUGGGCUGGAGUUUUGGCUGAUCAGGAACCAACCNCCGGACAUAUCAAUAUUGGACUUUGA